CCCUGCUUUCCCCUGCAUUCUCUUCACUGGAGUCGAGAAUGGCCGACAGGCCGAGCCUGUUAUCAGAGAGACAACGCUCCUCUCUGACAAUGAGAUGAGCCCGUCAGCCGUCACGUCAAAACUACCCACUCUAUAUUUUAAUGGUCUUCUCUUCCCUUAAAAUGUCGUUGAUUUGAUCCCUUCUGCAAAUGAUAUCGUUUGACUUCUUUCGCCCACCCCCCUCUUCUCUCUCUGUCCAAUCUCAACCACCAUCUUUCUUCUUCCUUCUCGUGGAGUUCCUUCUUCAAUCUUCCCUAUGCAUUUCUCCAAUUUCGUUUCUUACUAGCGUUUUGUUAGGAUUAUAGUUUAGCAGAAAUGAAGUGCUUCCAUUUUUCUAAUGGGGAGAAGAGGGAAGACAAUGAUUGCUCCAUCUCUAGGGCUUCUAAGGUUUCUUGGGCUCGCUCCUUCAGUGUUGCUUCCAGUAAUGCAGACGUUAGGCGCUCCGAAUUCGGCUCGGAUUCGAGGGACUUCUCCGGCUCGCUGGGAUUCCAUGAUUUUCUAUCUCUAAGGAGAAGUAAUGAUCUACGAGUCUUUUCCUUCUCUGAGUUGAGAAGGGCUACCAGGGGGUUUAGUCGAGCCUUGAUGAUUGGAGAGGGAGGAUUCGGAUGUGUUUAUAGAGGGGUUGUUAGUAUUUCCGAUGAUGAUCCUGAUGCGAAACUGGAUGUCGCUGUAAAGCAAUUGAACCGGAAUGGAUUGCAGGCAAGUAUUCAGGGGCACAAGGAGUGGAUUACAGAGGUGAACUUUUUAGGUGUAGUAAAGCAUCCAAGUCUUGUCAAGUUAGUAGGGUAUUGUGCUGAAGAUGAUGAACGGGGAAUUCAACGGCUUCUGGUAUAUGAACUUAUGCCCAAUAAAAGCUUGGAAGACCAUCUAUUGGCUAAGGUGCCAUCACCCCUUUCGUGGGAUAUGAGAUUAAGAAUUGCUCAGGAUGCAGCACGUGGUCUAGCAUACCUCCAUGAAGAAAUGGAUUUCCAGUUAAUAUUUCGAGAUUUUAAAACAUCAAACAUCCUAUUAGAUGAGGACUUCAAUGCAAAGCUUUCAGACUUUGGAUUGGCCAGACAAGGACCAACUGAAGGAUUAAGUUAUGUUUCAACAUCAGUUGUGGGUACAGUGGGCUAUGCAGCUCCAGAGUACAUUCAGAUGGGCAGGCUGACUGCAAAGAGUGAUGUUUGGAGCUUCGGGGUAGUUCUGUAUGAGCUCAUGACUGGACGGCGUUCAGUGGACAGAAACCUACCCAAGGGAAAGCAAAAGCUCUUAGAAUGGGUAAAACCAUAUGUUUCUGACUCCAAAAAGUUUCACCUCAUAAUAGACCCACGGCUUGAAGGACAGUAUUGCAUAGAAUCUGCUCAAAAGCUUGCAUCCCUUGCUAACAAGUGUCUAAUGAAGCAACCUAAGUCCCGCCCUAAGAUGAGUGAGGUUGUUGAAAUGUUGGGGCAGAUUAUUUGUGAGACAUCAUCACUAUCAUUGUCAGAUUGUGGGGUCUCAGAACCUGUAAAAGAAACUGAAGCUACAAGUGAAUAUAGUAUCACAGAUACUAAAUCAUCAAAACAAGGGAAUGGUUACCUGAAGAGGGUUUUUGAUUUCAGAGAAAUGGUCAGUUUAAGAAACAGAUCUGGUGGGAAGUUGGAUUGGAGAAAUUGGACACCUGGAUUGAUAAGAACAUAGUGAAUGAUGAUAACAUUUUAGUGAUAAGAACUUAAUUCCUUAAUAAUGGAAAAUGCAUGCAUUCAGAGGCAGCUUCUCCUCAUUUUUCACUGAGGUUCCGAGAAGUAUGUUGAUUAGGAAGGUGCAUUUGCUUUUUGAAUUGUUUUAUCUGCAAAAUGUUUUGUAAAUAUAUACCUGUAAAUGUUCACUGGUUGUCUAUAAAGAAAGAACAAAUUAAAGUUGCGCUA
This is a messenger RNA of Nelumbo nucifera (sacred lotus), 1928 nucleotides long. Its product is annotated as serine/threonine-protein kinase PCRK1-like. Gene Ontology annotation, biological process: protein phosphorylation. Lineage: Eukaryota; Viridiplantae; Streptophyta; Magnoliopsida; Proteales; Nelumbonaceae. Gene Ontology annotation, molecular function: ATP binding; protein kinase activity. The record is from RefSeq and is a predicted model, not a curated record.